CUUGGCAAUAUGUCGAAUUCGUUGUUCAACUGACAUCUGAGCCAGUUCCGGUGUUGACGACCUGUUGCUGGACCUAGACACAAUUCUUAAAGGCUGAUUACCAAGGGCACAGUGCAGAGCAUACCUCUUCUGAUGGCACUGAUGGACGAUGACAUUCGCGAGGCUCCCAAUGAGCAAAGUAGCCUCUUGCCAAAGAAGCACGAUAAUGACGACCAUUCCACGAGCCAGGAAGAGGGUGAAGUCCUCGAUAUCCUGCCAGAGGACGAGACUCCAACUCGACAGCUCGUGCUUCACGAAUUCUGGGUUCUGAUUCGAGGGUCAAUCCCAGUGAUUCUGGCCUACACACUACAGAACUCUUUGCAAACAGUCUCCAUCCUUAUCGUGGGCCGAGCUUCACCUCAGGAUCUUUCUACGGCCGCGUUCUCCUACAUGUUUGCUAUGUGCUCAGGCUGGUUGAUCGGGAUGGGCGGAUCAACGGCACUGGACACUCUUGCCUCUUCCACUUUCACCGGAAGCAAGAACAAGCACGAUCUGGGUAUCCUCCUGCAGCGAGGAUUCGUCGUUUUGACUCUGUUCUACAUCCCGAUUGCAAUACUUUGGCUGUGCUCGGAACCUAUAUUCAAAGCUCUCGGCCAGAGCCCGCAGCUCUCACAUGACAGCUCGAAGUUCUUGAGCUGUCUCAUUCCAGGCGGCCUGGGAUACAUCUACUUCGAGACGAUGAAGAAAUACCUUCAAGCACAGGAAAUCAUGCGGCCAGGGACAUAUGUGUUGCUGAUCACAUCACCCAUCAGUGCAUUGCUGAACUAUCUGUUCGUUUAUGUGGCCGGAUGGGGAAUCUUUGCUGCCCCUUUUGCCACCGGAAUUGGUUACUGGCUGUCUUUCCUGGGUCUAGUGCUCUAUGCAAAGUUCGUGGCAGGCGGCGAGUGUUGGGGCGGCUGGAGCAAGAAAUGCCUUCAAAAUCUGGGUACAUUCGCAAAGUUGGCUGUCUUAGGCUUCAUUCACGUCGGCACUGAGUGGUGGGCUUUCGAAAUUGUGGCUCUGGCUGCGGGCAGACUAGGCGAGAUUCCUCUGGCAUCUCAGAGUGUGAUCAUGACGGCCGACCAAGUCAUGAACACCGUUCCCUUCGGCAUCGGCGUCGCUGCCAGUGCCCGCGUUGGCAACAUGCUCGGUUCGAGGAACGCCAAAGGCGCUGCGAGAUCUGCGAACGUUGCUGCCUGGCUAAGCAUGAUCAUGGGUGCACUUAUCCUGGCAAUCUUGAUGGGCACGAGAAACCACUUCGCAAAGAUUUUUAACGACGAUGAAAAAGUGGUCAAGCUCACUGCAAAAGUCUUGCCUUACGUUGCACUUUUCCAGAUCGCAGAUGGCUUGAACGGCAGUUGUGGAGGUUCCCUACGAGGCAUGGGCAGACAGCACAUUGGAGCUGCUGUUAACAUCGUCAGCUACUAUUGCGGCGCUCUACCCCUCGGUAUCUGGCUGGCCUUUCAUGGCUGGGGUCUGCCUGGGCUUUGGGUCGGGCAGUGCAUUGCUCUGUACCUCGUUGGAUUUGCAGAAUGGGUGAUCGUAGCACUCAGCAACUGGGAGUAUCAGGUUCAGAAGGCUUUUGAGCGUAUGGACAAGGACGAGUUGGCCGAGAACGGUCAUGCUGGGACAUCGGUGCCAGCACCGGCGGGCAACGGGCCACAGUAACUUUGGUGAUGACGAGAAGCAG
Exophiala xenobiotica is the source of this 1708-nucleotide messenger RNA. RefSeq lists its product as uncharacterized. The record is from RefSeq and is a predicted model, not a curated record. Lineage: Eukaryota; Fungi; Ascomycota; Eurotiomycetes; Chaetothyriales; Herpotrichiellaceae. Gene Ontology annotation, cellular component: membrane. Gene Ontology annotation, molecular function: xenobiotic transmembrane transporter activity; antiporter activity. The transcript has a single exon. Gene Ontology annotation, biological process: xenobiotic detoxification by transmembrane export across the plasma membrane. The coding region runs from base 133 to 1686 and encodes 517 amino acids.